This is a messenger RNA of Pyrus x bretschneideri (Chinese white pear), 958 nucleotides long. Its product is annotated as pathogen-related protein. The transcript has 4 exons. NCBI's taxonomy places the organism in Eukaryota, Viridiplantae, Streptophyta, Magnoliopsida, Rosales, Rosaceae. The coding region runs from base 68 to 781 and encodes 237 amino acids. The record is from RefSeq and is a predicted model, not a curated record.
UGUUGAAAGAAAUUACAUGUGAAACAUUAUAUCCAGCAGUAGUCUUUGCUUCUACCCUAUAUUGAACAUGGCAUCUUCAGGUGUUGAGGGAGACAAGUACCGUUCGUAUUUGACUGGAGAAGGAGAAAAGAACACCCAAUGGAAGUUUGGUGCCCCUACCUAUGAUGUUGUUAACAAGCUCUUUGAGGAAGGCAGAACCAAGAUAUGGCCACCCGGGUCACUAGAAGAAGAGGUGCAGAACCUUGUAAAGACAUGGGAGAUGGAGCUUUUCCAUAAGUCCAACCUUGAUGAUAUCAAAUCAAUUGAUCCCAACACGUACACUUUCAGUCUAAAUGGAAGGAAAGGCAUAAAUAUUGAAGAAAUAGGGAAACUUGGAGGAGGAUAUAACCCUUUGCUUCAGACCUCACUGCCUGAGAAACUCAGGGGAUAUAAUCCAGAUGAGGAAACAGCAGAAUCAUCCCACAAGGCUUUCACAACAACAUUCCCUCGUGGGUUUGCGUUGGAGGUCCUCCAAGUUUAUUCAGGGCCACCAGAGAUUAUCUACAAAUUCAGGCACUGGGGUUAUAUGGAGGGCUCUUUCAAGGGCCAUGCUCCCACUGGAGAAAUGGUUGAAGUCUUCGGAAUGGCCAUUUUUACGGUGGACGAGCACAACAAAAUUGUUAAGGUGGAGUUUUUCUAUGAUCCUGGACAACUUCUUGGAGGUCUUUUGAAGGGUGCGAAAUUGGGUACUUCUUCCGAAGAGACAGCUUCAAGCUGCCCAGUCCUGAGGAGCACAGGGUAACUCAUCCAUAAAAGAUAAUUGUAUUGCUAGCCAAUCAAUAAUUUAUGCCCUUAUUAGGCACAAAGGCUAGCUAUAUAUGUUUCGAAUUUUUAUGAAGCUGUUUUUUAUACGGAAAUAUCAGUGAAGUACUUGUGCAAUGUUUCAAAGAAAAAUAAAGAAGCUUUGUUUGAAUGCUAA